Geodia barretti is the source of this 296-nucleotide messenger RNA. Lineage: Eukaryota; Metazoa; Porifera; Demospongiae; Tetractinellida; Geodiidae. The record is from the annotation of a GenBank genome assembly.
CCCUGUUAUCAUGGCACCAUUCUCCAACUCGUCGCACUUUUCCUGCAACACAUUCAUCUUUCUUUGUUUCUCAGCUCUGUAGGUCUCGUUGCUGAAACAGAUUUGGAAAUACCGCCCGAGAAACUGCUGACAAUAUUCCCGUGUCCUGCAGAAUUUCUGGGCAUCAUUCUCCGCCACAGCAUCGUAGCAGGGAACACGCUCAGGGUUGGCAGCCAUGAGUGCUAGGCACUCUUCGCUCUUUUCUCUCUUGUUCAGUUGUCCACUCUCGAUGAUGGAGGUGAAAAACAGCAGAAGAC